GUGCCUGUGCUGCAGCACUCCUCCACCAGAUGCCAGGGCACAACAAAUGUCUCCCUUAUCUUCCCUCAUACAGCAUGCAGUAGAAGCCAAGCUCCAGAGUCACGUUGCCACGUUCAAGAAACAGCUUUACACCCUGCGCUGUGACAUUGCCCAGAUCCAGACCCACCAGCUGCUGCCCCAGGUGAAGGCAGCAGCCAGCCUCUUCCUCCUGCCCAUCCUGCAGGAAAAGCUCCGUCUGGAUAAUGCUCACCUGCAGGAUGUUGGCCAGAGGCAGGAGGAGGCAGCUGCGUGGCUGGUGAGCCAGCAAAGCCGCCUGGAUCUGUUGGAGCUCCAGCUGAAACGGGAGAGAAAGGAACUGGACCAGAAGGCUGCUUGGCUGGGAGAGAUAGAAACUGUCCUGAAGAGUGCCCAGGCCAAGCUGCAGGCGUAUCAUGACUGCUGCAAAGAGGCCAGCUCCUCCACAAAGGGUUCUGCGUGCACACAGAUGGAGCCCAAAGACUCCAUUGCCACGCGGCUCUGGGAUGUGCUGAUGGGGCAAGAUCAGGAUGAGCAGCAAUCCUGCAGCUACAAGGCCAUAGCAGCCUGUAGCUCCCAGCUGGUGCAGGAACAGAGGGAGCUGGAAGCACAACUGGCAGCUCCUAUACCCCAACACACCGACCUGGAGUCCACCAUAGAGGAGCUCUACUGGCAGCUGUACGAUGACUCCAAACAGCUGCAGCUUUGCUCUCCAGAGACUGCAGACCUGAUGCACCAACUGACCACCAUGCAGGAAGUCCUCCACCAAAAUCUGAUCGAACUCCUGAGCGAUUUGAAGGUUAAGCGUAGCUCUCUGCAGGACCCCAACCUGCAGGCAGAACGCAACCUCUACCUUCAUUAUUUCUGCAAUGAGGAGCGGCUGAGAGAGGUGGUGGAAGAGCAGGAGAAGCAGGCGUUGUCCUCCUCCAAGUGACUACUGAUGGAGCUGCCCUAUGCAAAGGAGUAGAUCAAAAUGAUCUAUGCAAAGUGAUGUUCUCCUCUAGUUGAGAUGAGUCACUUAUCUUGGACUGGGAGAGAUCUCUGGUGGCCAUGGCUCCAGUGGCAGAGGUAUGGUCAUGGUCAGUAGUUAAGCUUGGAGCUCAUUCCUUAAGCAGGGAGUUUCUGAAAGCCACUGGGAGGGUUAGAUGAUGUGUAAGAAGUUGAAGCACUUUGAGUUGGCAUUUGGAAACCCUGUAUAGUCAGGAGACUUCUUGCCAUGACAGCAUCUGUCCCCACCUUCUUGGGUAAAGGAGCUGUGUGUGUG
This is a messenger RNA of Gallus gallus (chicken), 1279 nucleotides long. RefSeq names its product HAUS augmin-like complex subunit 3-like. The record is from RefSeq and is a predicted model, not a curated record. Gene Ontology annotation, biological process: spindle assembly; centrosome cycle. NCBI's taxonomy places the organism in Eukaryota, Metazoa, Chordata, Aves, Galliformes, Phasianidae. The transcript is spliced from 3 exons. Gene Ontology annotation, cellular component: mitotic spindle; HAUS complex; centrosome. The coding region runs from base 47 to 949 and encodes 300 amino acids.